Messenger RNA from Cercospora beticola, 2448 nucleotides. RefSeq lists its product as uncharacterized. Gene Ontology annotation, cellular component: nucleus. Lineage: Eukaryota; Fungi; Ascomycota; Dothideomycetes; Mycosphaerellales; Mycosphaerellaceae. Gene Ontology annotation, biological process: protein phosphorylation; mitotic DNA damage checkpoint signaling. The record is from RefSeq and is a predicted model, not a curated record. Gene Ontology annotation, molecular function: protein serine/threonine kinase activity; ATP binding; protein binding.
AUGCCACGAGCGGCUGAUCUGGUGCUUCUGGCGCGGCUGGAAGCACAGUUGACAGAGACACUUCACGGUGUCUUCACAAAGCACAGCGAUGGUGAGCUGCACACGGUGUGGAGGAGAGACCCGCGACCCCUAGGUAGAGGUGGUUUUGGCGAGGUCUAUCGCGAAGAAUGCAUCGAUGGCCUCCAACGAGGGUCAGUUCGCGCUGUCAAACUCAUCCAGAAGCCGAAUGCAAGGCAAUUGCGAGGCAUCGACUUCAGUCGAGAGCUAGAGGCCAUCGCGCGCUUCUCCCAGCCACAAUAUGAGGCUUAUUUCGCAAAGUCAUUUGGCUGGUUUGAGACAUCGAGCACUGUUUUCAUUGCCAUGGAGUUCCUGGAGCACGGUGAUCUUCAACGUUGUUGCGGAAACCCGAUUCCAGAAAGAGAGAUGCAAGCGAUCGCUUCUCAGGUGCUUGGGGGCCUCUCCUUCAUGCAUUCACAAGGCUACGCUCACCGGGAUCUGAAGCCGCAGAAUCUUAUAGUGUGUCGCCCAAGACCGCGUUGGCAUAUCAAGAUUGCGGACUUCGGUCUCAGCAAACGAGUUGCCGAGAGCUUCUCUUCGCUGCACACGCAGGCAGGAACUCAAGGCUACAUGGCACCAGAGGUCAUGGGGCUUUUGGACGAUGAUGAUGAUUCAGACGAUGGCAUUACAUCUUCAUACACUACCGCCGUGGAUAUCUGGGCCCUAGGGGUAAUUACGUUCUACAUGCUGACCGGUCAGCUGCCAUUUCCGGUAUCAGACCAACGACCACUCAAGAAGUAUGUUCGGGGCAAAACAUUAUUUCCAGUGCAGAAACUACAUGAAGAGGAGAUAAGCGACGCAGGUUGCACCUGGAUCGAAACCUGCAUGGCACCUUCUCCACUAGACCGACCAAGUGCGGGAUAUAGUCGGCGUCACGAUUGGCCAAUGGGGGCUAAAGCUUUCGAUGCUUCCACUGAAGAAUUGCAGUCUUCAGUUGCAUCAAGCGGCAUGGCCACCGCUAGUUGGACGGCGACAGAUAGUGCCUACGACUCUGGGAACCAUCCGCCUGUGGCCGAGGACUCGCCGAAAUCUGCCACAUUGAACAACACAGCCCCGGUAGCAUUACAUAUGUACGAUGGCAGCAGUGAGAUAACCGAGUCCAACACUACGUUACCAGCAAAGCCAAGAAGUUCGCGACAACGUACCCGAGCUCGCCCUCUACGGCCAGCCUUGAGCUUCCAAACCACCAGUGAGACUUCUGCUUGGAAUUCUGCAGAUACUAUUGUGCGUGAAGAUGACUCGAUGUACACUCAGAUCCCUGUGCGCGAAUAUCUUUCAACGGGAUGGGCGGAUCACGUUACCCUUUCAGCGGACAAUGAAGUGAUAGGCACCAUUUGCGGAACCGAUGACGCCACGCAGCAACAAGUGCGCCUAUGUCUGUGGAGCACAGAAACUGGCAAGUCCCUACUGAAGCUUGAUCUGGAGCUUCCGAAAAGUCAUAUUCGCGACAAGAAUACAUUUGGAUCAUUGGUAAUUGGACCUGGUGCACUCUCUGUGGCUCUGUCAACAGACGAUGCCAGAAUUCAUGUCUGGCAUUUAGCGCACAAUGGCACCGAACACCAGUCGCCACCCACGUCGAUACAUGUCGACCCCUCGUAUUCAAGCUACCGGAAUCUCUUAGAGUUCUCUAGAGAUGGCAAAUAUCUGAUGCACUAUGGGAAGACCACUUGCGUCUAUGAUGCAGUAUCAAUGUCCUUGGUAGGCGAAUUGCAACUUGACCUUGAUGAAUCAUGUCGAGGCUCUCAAACGAUCACCCCCGACAGUCAGUUCCUUAAAUAUACUCCUCGCGCUCAGCAUGGCAGUAGCUCUGGUGAACCUCAUCUAUUGAGCAUUAAAACAGGUCGCGAUCUGGAAAAGAAAUUUUACUGCGGGAAAUACAGCAAGGGAGUCAGCGGCUACUCGCAGCCCUUUCACUUUGUGGACCAAAAGCCCCUUUUCUCACUAGAUGGUCGCCGAAUGUGCGUCAUGAGCUUCACUUGUGGUCUACACCUCUGGGAUCUCAGCUCUGGCAAUUCGCUAUUGGACGACGACGUUGGCGCCCGAAACUCGCUUUCGUGGACUCAUGGACUCUAUAAACCCGCUCUUUCGCGUGACGGACGAUUUUUCGCUGGACUCAAACCGCUGUAUCGCAGCCGCAACCGUUCUAUGGAUCAACUGGAACUCACGAUAUGCAACUUAGAUACGGGAGUGAGAGUAUCGCACCUAUUUCCAGUCGCAUUACUGUGCAAGACACUCUUCUUUCACCCGAAUGGCCAAUUGGUUUUCGCGGGAUGGUACAUGAAGCCAUGUCCUAGACCUUCUGGGCCUGGAUUCAUCAGGACUUUGAUGCUUGGGAACGAGCAAAUCAAUGUGAGCAUACUCAUAUUUGCAGAUUGGCUCGAGGAUGUAUGA